Molecule: messenger RNA, 1792 nt
Organism: Periophthalmus magnuspinnatus
Lineage: Eukaryota; Metazoa; Chordata; Actinopteri; Gobiiformes; Gobiidae
Product: desmoglein-2.1-like
Exons: 8
Coding region: 23-1792 (589 amino acids)
Biological process (GO): homophilic cell-cell adhesion
Cellular component (GO): desmosome; plasma membrane
Molecular function (GO): calcium ion binding
Source: RefSeq, a predicted model, not a curated record
CAAUAACCCAGUCUUCCCCAGUAUGCCCCCCCUCUCUGUGAAGGAGAGCAGCACUCCAGGCACUCUGGUGGGGACAUUUACAGCCAAUGACGCAGAUAAAAAUGGAACUUUGAAUACCAAGAUCACUUACAGUCUCGUCAAACAAGAACCUGCAGAGAGCAAGGUUCACUUUUACAUUGAGAAAGACUCUGGGGCUAUCCAUGUCAAGGAAGACCUACUGGACAGAGAGAGGCAGAGCUCCUACACCCUGACAGUGAAAGGUGUGGAUAUGGGUGGAGCUCCUGAUGGCAGAUCAGGCACAGGAACAAUCCAGAUCAAAGUCACUGACAUCAACGACAACGUGCCCACUCUGGAACAGGACUCGUACUCUGCACAUAUCAAAGAGAAUGAGCAAGGUAAGGAGGUUCUGAGGAUGCAGGCUUUGGACAAUGAUGAGGCGCCAACUACAAACUGGCUUGCUGAGUUUGAGAUUGUCACUGGAAAUGAAGAUGGAAUAUUCACCAUCUCGACUGACCCUGUUACCAACGAAGGCAUCCUUAGGCUGGUGAAGCCUGUGGACUUUGAACUAAACCCUGACAUCCAACUCGGGGUCAUAGUAUCCAAUGUUGCCCCAGCCGCAGGAGCAGGUCUGGGGGCGGGUGGAGGGGCCGACUCUGGGGGUGGGGGUGGUGGUGAUGGCGAUGGAGAUGGUGAUGGAGAUAUGGACUUGGACAUAGAUGCAGAUCUGGGGAUAGGUGUGGGGGCAGGUCUAAAUGCAGGGGCAGGUCUAGAUGCAGGGGCAGGUCUAGGUGUUGGGGUGCGGAUGAAUGCAGGAGUUAAUGUAGGAGCUGGAUCAACAGGAGGCACGGGAAUCAAUGCACCUGGAGCAAAUGCUGGACUAGCACCAAACACUGAAGUGGGGGCAGCAACAGGUGCAAGCGGUUCUGAAAACAAAAAAACAACCAAGAAAAGACCAGUGAAAGGCAAAGUGUAUGAUGUGAACAUUGAGGUGGAGAACGUGAUAGAGGGAGCAACCUUCAUACCUGCAGUGAUGCCGGUUCAAGUCUCAGAGAAACCAGAGGAGCUGCCUGAGGACGGGGUCAUUGCAGUGUACCGGGCCACAAGUGAUGAAACGGGAGAGCCGGCGGACAAUGUCAUAUAUGCUAAAGACUACGAUCCAGAAAGCCUGCUGAUUGUCGACCCAGACACCGCAGAAAUAAAACUACAGAAGGUUCCGGACCGAGAGUCUCCAUUUGUGGUCAAUGGGACGUACUACGCCAAAAUACUCUCCAUAACCAAGGAUGCGCCAUAUACCACGUCCACCGGGACAUUAGCCCUGCAGGUGAAGGAUUCCAAUGAUAACUGCCCCACCCUGACCUCCACACUGAAGUAUGUGUGUGAGGACACCCAUGUAAUCAACAUCACAGGACAUGAUGAAGACGAAGACCCCAAUGGAGCCCCCCUCUCCUUCAGAGUGGUGACAGAGAAGACACGGGGGAAUUGGAGGGUUCAACCCAUUGAUGGUACCCAUGCCUCUCUCCACUCCUCCACUCCUUUCUGGGCAGAAGAGGUCCACCAGAUCUGGUUGGAGGUUUUGGACCAGCAGGGCCUGUCCUGUCCGGAGCCUCAGAACCUGGAGGUACGUGUGUGCUUGUGUGAGGACGUGGAUGCCUGUGCAGUAGCAGCCAGUGUCCUGGAACAGAGGGACCCACUCAAGGAGUCUGCAGCCACAUUAGGAGCACUGGGGGCAGGUGUGAUGAUCCUGGCCCUCCUCAUUCUGCUCCGUAAGUUCUGUUCAACACAAUGGGUUUAA